Messenger RNA from Botrytis fragariae, 2127 nucleotides. RefSeq names its product putative ste ste20 ysk protein kinase protein. Gene Ontology annotation, biological process: protein phosphorylation. The record is from RefSeq and is a predicted model, not a curated record. Bases 1 to 2127 code for a protein of 708 amino acids. The transcript has 4 exons. Gene Ontology annotation, molecular function: ATP binding; protein kinase activity. Lineage: Eukaryota; Fungi; Ascomycota; Leotiomycetes; Helotiales; Sclerotiniaceae.
AUGGCGCAUGAGAUGAGUGGUGUUGUAGAUCCUGAGACUUUGUAUACAAAGCAGAAUUGCAUCGGCGGUGGUAGUUUUGGUAAAGUUUACAAAGGAGUUGACAAGCGCACCGGGCAGGCUGUAGCCAUAAAAGUUAUCGACGUUGAAAAUGCCGAAGAUGAAGUCGAAGAUAUUAUUCAAGAGAUCUCUAUUCUUUCCGAAUUACAUUCCCCGUUUGUUACGCAAUACUAUGGAUCAUAUCUUAGAGGUUCGGAUCUUUGGAUCGUUAUGGAAUUCUGCUCGGGUGGUAGUUGUGGUGACUUGAUGAAGCCGGGUCUGAUACAGGAGGAAUAUAUUUCGAUUAUCAUACGGGAACUUUUGCUAGGCUUGGAUUAUCUUCAUGGGGAUAAGAAGCUUCAUAGAGAUAUUAAAGCUGCAAAUGUUCUACUGGGCGCCAAUGGACAAGUUAAGCUCGCGGAUUUCGGUGUUUCGGGCCAAUUAUCUGCUACCAUGACCAAGAAGAAUACCUUUGUUGGAACCCCAUUCUGGAUGGCCCCGGAAGUCAUAAAACAAUCUGGUUAUGACCACAAGGCGGAUAUAUGGUCUCUGGGAAUUACAGCACUCGAACUCGCCAAUGGCGAACCUCCAUACUCUGAUAUCCAUCCAAUGAAAGUUUUGUUCCUCAUCCCUAAGAAUGCGCCCCCAAAAUUAGAAGGAAAUUUCACCAGGGCUUUCAAAGAUUUCGUCGAAUUGUGCCUUCAACGAGAUCCGAGAGAACGACCAUCGGCUAGAGAAUUGCUGAAACACGCCUUUGUUCGAAAAGCAAAGAAAACCUCAUAUUUGACGGAAUUGAUAGAGAGAUACGAACGUUGGGCAGUGCAUCACAAGGGUGACGAUGAUGACUCGGAUAAUGAACGAGAAGAAGCUCCCCGACCUAAACCGGUCGAUGAAGACUUGUGGGAUUUUGGUACGGUCCGACCAGUUGGCGGAAGAGUAAAUGGAAGGGUUGGGCUGAAUACUAUGGGAGAAUCUGAUACGAAUGCAAGAGCAUCGAGGUUAUCAGAGGAGAAUAAUUAUGCAGAGCGUCCGAGACAGCAAUCGCCCUCGAAAUUAAAAGAACCAGGAUAUGUGUCGAGUAUUGAAACUGUCAAAGCCACAAAUUGUCCAGUAGAUGCACAACCCAGGCAACCUUCUCCACAGAGACGGCCUGUUCCAAGUAUUCAGACUUCAAUGUCUCCUACCAAGGUUCCUCUUCCACCAUCACCAGAAAAAUUCAGACCUCCAGGAUUGGAGACACCUAGAACGGCUGCGAGCUACAUAAAUAGACAAGUUUCUGAUUCUCCUGAUUAUGAUCGUACUUUGCAAGAACAACUCCAAAAAGAUAUGGGAUUUCUAAAGCUCGGUGAGCCAUCUCCACCGCCAUUGCGAAUACCCCCUUCUACCGCCCAAAUACCAAUACAGUAUACGAAUCAAAAUACACCGCCUUCAGCAUUACCACGGCCAAAUACGCAACAAUCAUUACCAAAACUUGCCCCCAUCAAAUUGCCUGAAAUCCCUCCAUUCCGUGGCAGCGGUCAGCCUCAACCACUGCAGCAAAGACUUCCAAACCAAAUACCUACUGCAGAGCCUCGGAAACAGCAACAGCAACAGCCACUUCCAUUACCUCCUAACCCUACAGGCCUUCAAAAUAUCAAUCUACGCCAAACAGGUCAGCAGCCAUUACCUGCAUUACCAUCCAAAAAAUUACGCAAUACUCCUUCUCAAGAAAGUAUUUCAUCUCAAUCUUCUAGAGCUCCAUCAUCUAUGCCUUCACCUGCUCCUGCUAGCCCAACCGGAGAUCUUGAUGCCUUGAACGAUGUGAUCUUCCCUGCGCUUGAAGAAGCACUCAAACGACGUCAGUAUCGCUUACAACAUGCUUUCCGCACGACUGGAGCCACUCCAAAGCAACAAAGGGCACAAGCUGCUCAUGAGAAAUUACGAAAACUAGUUUAUAAGCUUGCACAUGUGUGCAAGGAAAUCGACCAUUGGGAUAAACAGGAACCAGUGGGGAUGGGGAAGGAUGUGGAUGUUUUCCUCGAGGGAUUGUUAGAGGAAAUUUUGGUCAGGGUCGAACCGGCUGAUGAGGAAGAUGUGGAUAUGAGACGAUGA